UGGCGUUUGGGGAAGCCUGGAAGAACACAAACACAUCGGACUCGCGCGGGGGCAAGAGAAACGGGGAGAAAGUGACAUUUUUAUCAUUUCGUGCGCUCAGUAUGAUUUUUACUUGACGCGUUCGAUUGUACUGUACACGACCAAGUGCGAUGAUGAGCGCGCACCCACUAAAGAGAGCUUGUGAGGUUUACUUUACGCAUGCUUUGUGAAAAAAACAAAACAAAACGCUGUUAUUUGAUUUUGAUUUAAUAGGAAAGUUCAAACAUGGGAUCGAAGUUGACCAGGCAAAGUAGUUUGGACAGCCAGGCGACUUUCUUUCGGAGGGGUCGACAGCAUCAUGAGCGGGAUGUGGAGAAGAGGAGUGGAGGAAGAGGAGAGUUUUUGUUCAGUUCUCUCAUGCUCAAGUCCGACAAGCUCCCCGGAAUGCUGCGCAAAUCCAGCCCCAGCCCGUAUGUCCGGAGAGUGGCUUGGGUUCGGGAGAUCCAGAGCCUGCUGAAGGAGCAAAAGGCGGAGCAAGCCAUCGAUGUGCUGAAACUGCUCAGAAAGGACCUCGGUCUUGAAGGAACAUCUCUCAACGACAUCCUGUACAAGAACGCUGCCUUCCUCAACCUAGUGGAUCCAAUUUCCCAUGAGCUUUUGCUCAAUUUGGCCCGAGACAUGCAGUGUCCAAAGAGGGAGUCUGAUGCUCUCAAGUCGUCUGAGAAGAUCUGCAGGCAGCUGAUCUAUCACCUGACCCCUCACUCCAAGUGGAGCAGACAGAACGUGCCCAGGAGGAAGUCUCAAGCCUGUUUAAAAACUACACUGAAAAAGAAAUUAACAAACGAUACUGUGGAUCUGUCUGGUAUCCCCCUUUCUGGCCGUGAUCUACAUCGUGUGGCAUACUACCUUCAAAACAGUGGUUCAUCCGUGACAGCAGUGGACAUCAGCUUCACAGAUCUCCAAGAUGACAGCCUGCGACUUCUUUUACCGUUCUUAGGAGUGCUACCCAAGCUCACCACCCUUGCAAUCAACGGUAACCGACUGACUGUAGCUAUCCUUAAAGACCUGAUAGAGGUGGUUAAGGACCCCAAAAAGUUUCCCAGUUUGGCCUGGGUGGACCUGGGCAACAAUGUGGACAUCUUUACUGUGCCUCAGCCAUUGCUGGUCGCCCUACGCAGACGUUUUGGAAUGAGAAGCAGCCUACCUACCAUCUACGAAUACAGCGAGGGUCAAGGCAGCAGCUACUGCCUAGAGACUUCUACUGAGGAAAUCAGUGUGUUCGACGAGGAAGAGGAGGAUGAAGAGGAUGAGCUGGAAGAUCAUCUGGUGCUGGAGCCCUGGAGUGUAGAAGAGAAAAAUACAUUGCAUUACUGUGAAAGGUGAUGGACUCUGCUGUUCCUUGUGGUUUGGUAUUGUUCUUUUGUUAUUCUAACACUCAAAAAAAAGUGUAUCAACAUUCUGAAAGCAUUAAGCACCCUUUUCACACUAAACCUAAAUGGAGUGCCAUGAUAUAAAAUGAUCAUGUAAAGUAGGUGCCUGGAGGUGGGAUUUCAGAAAGAUCGCGACCCGUUCCUCACUCCCACAAACUUUAAUCUCAAAUCCACUCGCUGCAGAAUGUAGUCUUGUUUGCAAUGUUAAUCUUAAAUUUAGGGUCAAAUACUAACUGACCACAUGUAAACUAACAGAACGAGACCUACAACGGUGAACACAAGCCAGUCUUUGCUACCCACAUUAGCAACUUUUAGGCUUCUGAUGUGAAACUUUCACAGUUAACUUGUGACAGAUACGGCAAAAUGCUCCCCUCUGAGAAAGCUUUUGUCCAGGGCAGAUUCGCCUCAAUUAGACGAGCGCUGAGAGCGAGGAGAGGUGAGAGAAGAGAGAAAAAAGGCUGCCGGAGGGCCUGAGGGCUAGAAGGGAUACUGAUGUCUGUGUGUUUGCGUGCGUGCGUGUGUGUGUGUGUGAUGUUUUUCUGUGGAGGCUUAUGAUGCAAAUGUAGCUUCAGCCAGAGCUCAUUAAACAGGACACACAGGCAGCUGAGAGACUAACAAUGCCACACAACCAACAUGAUUAUUUUUCAUUAAAUCGCAUCCAGUUUGCAACAAGGGAUGACAUUAUAAGACACAUAAACACCUGGCAGUGUUUCAUCAGCGCAAAGCCAUGUUUGUAUGGUAACGGCGAAAUUGAUUUAAAUACUUUUAUAGGACGAAUAAGUUUUAUUCAUGUCAGUGUUUUGUAUUUUUUAAAUAAAUUUGAUGUGACAGAGGUUAUUUAUUAAUUAUUAAUGCUGCGCGUGUGUGAAUGCAUGAGUGUUUGACAGUAAAUAUGACCUUUUGAGUCGUUUUACGAUGCCCUUUGCUCCACAGGUGGUUUUUCCUUUACAGGCGUGCGUCUGAUUUGCACUUUACAUGACAGGCCUGUUUAGUUAGUUGCCUGGUCAUCUCCAUCCUUUUAUUUGAUCAUAUUUGUGACUCCAGCCUCAAAAUUUUCUUUGUAGUUUAAAGACAACGUGUUGGGUUCUAGUAUAAAUGUCGCAAACAGUGUGAUUCAUAUUGCUUCAAGCACCUGGAUGUCCUUGUCUUAUUUGUUUUAUAAUAAACAAUGAUCGUUCUUGCUGUGUGAAAUAAACUCCGUUUGUAAAAACA
Messenger RNA from Puntigrus tetrazona (Sumatra barb), 2621 nucleotides. It is a transcript of the gene lrrc75bb, whose product is annotated as leucine rich repeat containing 75Bb. The coding region runs from base 265 to 1362 and encodes 365 amino acids. Lineage: Eukaryota; Metazoa; Chordata; Actinopteri; Cypriniformes; Cyprinidae. The record is from RefSeq and is a predicted model, not a curated record. The transcript is spliced from 4 exons.